Molecule: messenger RNA, 1101 nt
Organism: Knipowitschia caucasica
Lineage: Eukaryota; Metazoa; Chordata; Actinopteri; Gobiiformes; Gobiidae
Source: the annotation of a GenBank genome assembly
AUGAACCUGCUCAUGGAGGUGAGGGGGGAGGAGAGAGGGGGAGGAGCAGGACAUGAACCUGCUCAUGGAGGUGAGGGGGGAGGAGAGAGGGGGGAGGAGCAGGACAUGAACCUGCCCAUGGAGGUGAGGGGGGAGGAGAGAGGGGGAGGAGCAGGACAUGAACCUGCCCAUGGAGGGUUUGUGGGAGCGGGGAUGCUGUCUGCGGCUGUGGUCGGGGGAGUCUUCUCUUCUCCUCCUUCAGCUGCUGUUCUGUCCAUCAUCCUGCACCUGUACCACACAGGUGUGACUCCCCCUCAGUCUCCCCUUCUCUCCCCCUUAGCCUCCCCUCAGUCUCCCCCUCUGUGCCCCUCAGCCUCCCCCUCAGUCUCCCCUUCUCCCCCCCCAGCCUCCCCUUCUCCCCCCCCUCAGCCUCCCCCUCUCUCCCCCUCAGCCUCUCAGUCUCCCCCUCUCUCCCCCUUAGCCUUCCCUCAGUCUCCCCUUUUCCCCCCCUCAGCCUCCCCCUCUCUCCCCCGCAGCCUCUCAGUCUCCACCUCUUUCCCCCUUAACCUCCCCUCAGUCUCCCCCUCUCUCCCCCUCAGCCUCCCCCUCAGCCUCCCCCUCAGCCUCCCCUCAGUCUCCCCCUCUCUCCCCCUCAGCCUCCCCCUCUCUCCCCCGCAGCCUCUCAUCUCCCCCUCAGCCUCCCCCUCUCUCCCCCCAGGGUGCUCUGGGGUCCUCCUGAUAGUGAAGAACUACACUGGGGAUCGUCUGAACUUCGGCGUGGCAUUGGAGCAGGCCGUGGGGCGGGGCGUUCCUGUUGCCAUGGUGACGGUGGGGGAGGAUUGCGCCUUCACGUGUCCGGGGAAAGCAGGACGCCGAGGCCUGUGCGGGACGCUGCUCAUCCACAAGUUGGCCGGAGCGCUGUCAGAGGAGGGCAGGUCCCUGGACCACAUCUUUCAGACCGUGAGCGCAGCACUGAAGGACAUCGGGACCAUGGGGGUGGCUCUCUCCUCCUGCUCAGUUCCUGGUUCUGGGCCCUCAUUUGAUCUGCCAGCAGGACACAUGGAACUGGGACUCGGGAUCCACGGUGAACCUGGGGUCAAGAGGUCAAAGGUCAUCUGGUGA